CGACUUCUCCGACGACUACAACCCCUCCGACCAGUCCUUUAGAAAAGCAAGAAAUGAUUGCAACGACAGCUGCAGAUCAAAGCGAGAGUGCACUCAAUGUUUCUUUAGCCGCAACGCCAAGGAUUGAUAAAAUGACUGAAAAAACACAUCCAAAUCCUAAAAGUAUUCCCGACGAAGACAUUCCCAGUGUUUCCUCUGAACCAAUUUCUAGUCAAACCCUAUUGAGUCGCCAAUCGAGUGAGUCGUCCAACACAUCCAUGAGAACUACUCAAUGGAGCCCAUCAUCUGAAUGGAUCAACUCAUGGAAACAGAAGCUUCCGUUGCAGACAAUUAUGCGUAUGCUUCAGGUUCUGGUACCACAAGUGGAGAAGAUGUGUAUUGACAAAGGAAUCACUGACGAGAACGAGAUCCUCAAAUUCUUACAACACGGAACACUUGUGGGACUCCUACCGGUUCCGCAUCCCAUACUAAUCAGGAAAUAUCAGACUAACGCCGGGACCACACUUUGGUUCCGCACAUACAUGUGGGGAGUGGUAUACCUGCGGAACAUUGAGCCUCCCAUUUGGUACGACACUAAUGUCAAGCUCUUUGAAAUACAAAAACUAUAAACUUUUCGAUCAAAUCUCGAGAUCUGUUUAAGAGAAAAGUAGACAAUUGUUUGGACACAUAUUUGAUGGCAUUUUCGUAACAUUCCUUAACUCAACCAAACUUUCCAAAUGAGCACAAAAUUAUGAAUGCAUUUAAAUUACCGGUAUUUGUAUUACAGUAUUAUUGUUCACAUUCCAGUCAUGAGUCGAUCUAAGUCUCGACUUUUAAUACAUUUUAAAUUAAUUUAAGUUUUAAUAUAUCGUCCGUUUCUUAUCCAAUGUAUUGAAGUCAUUGUUCUCCCGA
Molecule: messenger RNA, 891 nt
Organism: Medioppia subpectinata
Lineage: Eukaryota; Metazoa; Arthropoda; Arachnida; Sarcoptiformes; Oppiidae
Source: the annotation of a GenBank genome assembly